UCAGGGCUGUCACUACUAAAGACACAGGGGAGAGGGAGCAGCCUGCACUCUGCUGUUCUGCACUCAGCCCAGUCCUGACAGCUGGAGACAUCAUGCAGGCUGAAUCAGGGAUUGUACCUGACUUUGAGGUGGGAGAAGACUUCCAAGAAGAGCCCAAGACCUACUACGAGCUGAAAAGUCAGCCCCUAAAUUACAGCAGCUCAGCGGAGCAUCCAGGAGCGUCCAAGCCUCCACUAAGCUCCUCCAAUAUGACAUCACGGAUUCUGCUACGCCAGCAGCUCAUGCGUGAGCAGAUGCAGGAGCAGGAACGUCGUGAGCAGCAACAGAAGCAGCAGGCGGCUCAGUUCAUGCAGCAGAGAGUGGCAGCCAGUCACACACCAGCCAUCAACGUCAGCGUGUCCACCAGCCUGCCAUCUGCUGCCCAGGUACCAAUGGAGGUUCUCAAGGUGCAGACUCACCUUGAAAACCCGACAAAAUAUCACAUCCAACAAGCACAAAAGCAGCAGGUGCAGCAGUACUUAACUACAGCCAAACAUUGCAACAAAGCACUAAGCCUGCCCUGUCCCAACCAGCCUGGGGACCACAUCAUGCCACCCGGUCCAGGGAACAGUGCGCCUAACAGCCCCAUGGCUAUGCUGACGCUAAGUACAACCACCUGCGAGAAAGAGAUGGACGACGUAAUCGACGACAUUAUAAGCUUGGAAUCUAGUUAUAAUGAAGAACUGCUCAUGAUGGAUCCUGGAAUGCAGAUGGCAAACACGAUAAGACAAGCUGGAUCAUUCCUCCCCCAUAUGCCGGUGUCGGCAGGUUUGAUUGACAUUUAUGGAAAUCAAGGUAUGCAAGCUCCAGGGUUAAACAUCAGUAAUUCAUGUCCUGCUAAUCUUCCCAAUAUCAAAAGGGAGCUUACAGAGACAGAGAUCAGAGCGCUCGCCAAGGAGAGGCAGAAGAAAGACAAUCAUAAUCUCAUUGAGAGAAGGAGAAGGUUUAACAUCAACGACCGUAUAAAAGAAUUAGGAACCCUCAUACCCAAAUCGAGUGACCCGGACAUGCGAUGGAACAAGGGGACGAUCCUGAAGGCCUCGGUGGAUUAUAUCCGCAAACUGCAGCGAGAGCAACAACGCUCCAAGGAGAUGGAGAAUAAGCAGAAGAAGCUAGAACAUGCAAACCGACACCUGCUGCUGAGAAUACAGGAGCUGGAAAUGCAAGCCAGAGCCCACGGACUUUCCAUUAUGCCCACGACUGGCCUCUGCUCUUCUGACCUGGUGAAUCGCAUCAUCAAGCAAGAACCAAUGUUGGACAGCUGCAACCAAGAACUGUUACAAAACCACCACGAUCUUACUGGCACCUCCACACUGGAUCUCAACGAUGGCACCAUCACUUUUAGCAACAACAUAAGGAACAUUACUGACUCUCCCACCGCCUACAGCAUGCCCACAAAGAUGGGCUCCAAACUGGAAGACAUAUUCAUGGACGAUACUCUUUCUCCAAGAGUACACGAUGUACUUCACUCAUUAUCUCCCGGCACCUCCAAAGCAAACAGCAGGAGGAGCAGCAUCAGUAUGGAAGAAAAUGACCACCACUGUUAGCACUGGGUGGAAAACGCCUUUCUAAAGACUUCCAUAUCUUGUACUAUUUUGGAGCAGUAGAUUUCUAGAUAGUUCCACUUGAUAGAAAUUUCGCUGUGUUUCAUCCAUAGGCCAGCACUUGUGCUUUUGUUUUUAUUUUUAGAUUUUUUUUUGUAAAGAUACUUGUGUAUUUUAUUACUUGCUUUGCCUCCAAAGUAUUGUGCAUGAGAGGUCUAGAUCUAUCCACUUCACGGACAUAACCGAUUGUCAGGCCAGAUCUAUUUCAGCCAGUAGCCCUGUAUCAGCGGCCAGGUAUCCAUCUGUCCGGGAUGAACUUGCAGUGAACCAUAUGUCAAUUCAAGCAUUGCAAUGAAUGUAUAGAAACCAAAUAUCUAUAUUCUGGAGAGAAGCUUCCAUAGAUCUAUCUUCUAAACUCCAUUUGGUGGAAUGAUGUAGAUCAGAAGAAGAAAGGUUCUGUGACUGUAGUCAGUGAUGUACAUAGACGAGAGGUGGACUCCAUAGCAAAGUGCAAAACAGGCCUCAUUACAGUGCCCAGUUUUGCGACCCACAAUAGAGGGCCCUGCUGGUUGCUUCACCCCAUCCAUGACCGCUUGGCCAGUUACCAAUCCCAUUGAUUACUACCCAUGCAGUUCCUCAGGGUAGUGGAUUCCUGCACAGGUUCUCACCACCAAAAAGCAGUGGGGAUGACACCAACCAGGGCUGAGCCCCCUCUCUCUAUGGCCUUAUAGCAGCGGUAUGGAUUGCCUUUAUGGUAUGUCCACCCUCAACUGUAGCAGACACGGUAGUAGGUUCUUGGCUUAGUAUUUCCAUUGCCAUUGAUCAGCAAAUACAAAACAGAAUGUGUUAAGGCUUUUCAAGCAGUAUUUUUAUUUAUUUUUUGCAUUUUUUGACCUUAGUAUGAUAUAUGAUCUCAGGAUUUCAAAGCCUCAUGGAGCACCUUUGGAAGUGUAAUUCCCUAAUGGGGCUCCAGACUGGAGGCACACUUUAAUGUCUUAUUCAGGUCCGAUCUGUAAAACUCUAUUCCAAUUUUCGGGGAUAUUUAUAAAAUUAAAGUAAAUGAUUGACUAAAUUAAAGGAACUCUGUAGCUAAAACUGAUAUACAAUGCCUAGUGCUGGGUCAGGAGGAAGGAGAUUCACACACAGGUUCUUUCUUUGUCAUGCCCCCUCCUCUUCAGGCCUAGGACUAGACAUUACACAGUGUAUCAGUUUUAGCUGGAGUGUUCCUUAAUCUUUUUGUUCAGUUUAUGUUCUACAUAUUUUUCCUAACCUGUGAAGUUUGACAUGGCAAAAUUGGAAACUUUACAGUAAAACUAUUUUUACCAAGUCUAAAAAAAUUCUGAUGAUAUUGCAUUCAUUUCUGGUACAGCAAAACCUAACCACCCAAAAUCUCACUGGUGGAGAACUUGAUGUUUAAAACAAGUUAUUUUACAUGCCUGUGUCUAUCUGAUAGUGUUAUGAUAAUCAGUCUUGUGGAUGAGCAAAAACAUUUUACUGUCGAGGGAUUGUAGAGAAACAAAAACAUUGAAUGAAAUCCAUAAGGAGUAGAAAAGAUGAAAAACCCCCAACCAAAUUCCAGAGAAGAUCCCGUCAUCAUUCAUAGACCUCCCUCUCUAUUGUAGUGAAUGAGAUGAAUUAAUUCUUUAAAUGCGUUGCCAUCAGGUCAAGUUCCCUUUAUAGAUUUUGGAAGACUUGCUGUAGACCUUUGCUGGUUGGUCUUUAAAAUGUUGGACCUUUAGUUUUAUACUGUAGAAGAUAUUGUAUAUGUAGACGUAACCUACAUCAAUCUAGGCAUUAGAACCUCCUUUAUAUCUAGUGAGAUCUUCCAUGUAGGAUUGACCCUUAAAUUUUUUUAUGGUACUCAAUAAUAUACAAUAGAGAAGAAAGCUUGAUGGUCUGUAGUCUAGCGUAGUGUCAUAAAGUAUAGGAAGUUAAGGUGGUAGAUGCAGUUUACAUUUUGGGUGGUACACUUGGGUAUAGUUACUUGUGCACUAGAGCAGACUAGUACCCUACAUGCUCAUCAUGUCUCAUGCUGUUACUUCAAACUUCAGAUGCAGAAUGAAGUUCUUAUGCUCCACAGAUUCUUGAAGGUCUAUGGGGUUCUUCUGCCCUACACAUUGUUGAAAGUCUGUGUGGUUCUUUAGCCCCACAGUUUCUUGAAGGUAUAUGGGGUAUCUCUGCCCAACAGAUUCUCUGAGAUCUUGUCUUACUCCUGCUGCUUCCUUAGACUGUCCAUGACCCCUAAUCCAUUUAUGAUCUAAAUAAGUAAAAGUUCUUCAGUAGCUUUCAUCAUAAAGCAAUUCUACCCAAAGAGUUCCUACACAUGGAUGAAAUUAUCUUUUAUGCAUAAAAACUAAGACUUUACAACAAGGGAUUACAUUCAUGCAUCUACUAGUCUGUGAGGUUCUUCUGCUUUGGUUGGCUAAUAUGCAACCCCUUUUACUUUUGUGAUAGAAGAAAGAAGCUGCGCUUGGUUGUCACUUUCUUAGUUCUUGAGUGGACAAUUUAUGUCUUGCCCAUGUGUACUUUUUGAAAGCAGCAUACUGUACUGUGAAGGUGCCAAACAGUUUCACUUUACAUGGGUUAUCUAGGAUUACAAAAAUAUGGCGACUUUCUUCAAAAUAAUAGUGCCACACCCAUCCAUAGGUUGGAUGAAAUGGCAAACUCAGCUUGGCUAGUGUUAUUUAAUCAGUUGUUUUGGCAUACACAAGAUGUUUAGUUUUUUUGUUUUGUUGUGGAUGAGCAGUGUACAGUACCAAGAAGUGUCUGCUGUUUUUGAAGAUUUAAUGCCACUCCUGUCCUUGGACUGUAUUUGGCAUGACCCUUCUUUUGUAACCCCAGAUAACCCCUUCUAUUUUAGUUAUCCAAUAUGGAUGCCAUUUCCUCAGGUUGGUAUAGUCAUUUUUGCAGUUCGCUCUUUACAUUUUAUGGGCUCA
This is a messenger RNA of Bufo bufo (common toad), 4519 nucleotides long. RefSeq names its product melanocyte inducing transcription factor (gene MITF). Gene Ontology annotation, cellular component: nucleus. Bases 93 to 1586 code for a protein of 497 amino acids. The transcript has 10 exons. Lineage: Eukaryota; Metazoa; Chordata; Amphibia; Anura; Bufonidae. Gene Ontology annotation, molecular function: protein dimerization activity; RNA polymerase II cis-regulatory region sequence-specific DNA binding; DNA-binding transcription factor activity, RNA polymerase II-specific. Gene Ontology annotation, biological process: melanocyte differentiation; regulation of transcription by RNA polymerase II. The record is from RefSeq and is a predicted model, not a curated record.